AUGGGCCUGCUCAAGAGCGUCAAAAGCGCCGUCAGGAGGGUUGGCAGCAAACGCAUGAAGGAGGGCAAUAGAGAGAAAAAGGAGACAAGCUCAAGCGGCACACCCAAGUCUGCGCUUGGUGGCGAUGGGCUAGCAGAAGAAGAGAAGACCCCGGCGGAAUCAGAGCCUCCCGAUAAAGCCAAAAUGAAACUACAACCCUACGUCGAAUCAGUUGCAGACGAAUCUGAGCUAGACGCGCAGACAGGGUCGGAUCCGCAACAGUCGAUGGAAUACUUGCCUCUCUCGCAAAAGUUUCAAGACAAGCAAUCGCCUCUGCCCCAGCUACGAACGCAUACACAGCUUAACCGUGGGACACCGCGAAGUUCCGAACCAGCAAAAUGUGGUCUUGACUGCGAAUCUGAUGAAGAGUCUGAUGUUUCAGAGGCAGACUUGAACCGAGGCUCAGAUCCGCAGGCAACCCACUCGAAAAGAUCCAUGAGAGAACAGGGCCAGCAGCAGCGUCGUUACUCCUCGCCUCGAAGUGGGUCAUCUGUUGAGCCUUACAGGUUUCCCUUCCAGAGCGGUGGCGGGCCCGAAGAUCAGCAAAGCUUCUAUUCUGGUGCUGAUAAGGCUCCCAGCCCCAAGGCCUCCAGCUAUCGUGGCCACGGUCGCGUGGAUUCACAUGCCUCGCCGAUCGUGGAGGAUCAUCGCUACAACCCCUCGAUUAGAGCUGAGGUCGUCCGUGAGCAAACGGUGUCGCGGGACGGGUUGCGAAGGCCCACCCUGCGGUCUCAGCGAACGUCUCCUCGCCCAGAACAGCCCCAGUACCACAGUUUUGGAGAUCUUGGUAGUGUCAAUGAUCACGAAUUUUUGUUCUCAGCUCCACAACGCAAGCUCAGCGAUGAGCCGGUCAGCCCUACAUCGGUCCCGGAGAGCAAAGACACCACAGAUAUAUCCACCCAAAAACCACCCAGAGCAGAGAGCGUCAUCGACUCCGGCGACUCCACUGUUUCUGAUACCGAUUCUAGCGAGUCGGACGCCUCGUCGGACGCCGAAUCCGAGGCGUCGGGGUCGGUGCUCGCCGUGCCAAGGCAGCCUCAGGAACGCACUCGCACGGCUUCCAUGCCUGCAAUGCAAAGGCACAGCGGUUCCCAGGAGCGUAAUGCUUCUUUUGAUACUGUGUGCUCAGCGGAGUGGAUGAAGGGUGGGCCGCCCUCAUCCUUCUAUCCCCACUCGGACGACCCGGCCGAUCCCGCGGCCCCGGACAGGCAUGUUGCCAGCCACCCCCUGCAACCGCGUUAUACGCCCGCGGGCGCUGGCAGCGCGUUUCAAGCAUAUUCACCUGCCAAUAAUCCGCAUGUUCGCCGUGCUAGAGCUAGUUGUUCUGCGUUUCCCAGUCGAGAGGAAGUGGAACGGCGCGUGGCGAGAGCCACAGACGAGAAACGACGUAACGAAGUCAUCAAGCGAGGGCAAGACCAGCUGAUUGAAGAAAGGCGCCGUCAAAAACGAGAAAAGGAAAUCUACGCUGGUCGUAUCGCCGAGCUUGAAUACGAGAAGAGCCGGCUGGUUAGAGAUUACAGCGAAGCAUCCCUGAAAAACGGCGAGCUCGAGAAGAGAGUCGCCAACAUAUCGACGCGCUUUCUCGAACAACGGCGCAAGCUUACAGAGCUGGAGCUGUGUCAGCGCGGCUGGGAGGACUUCGAGGCGCAGCUCAAAAAUAACGCGCACGGGCUGCUCACUCCGCCCGACACCGCGUCAUCGAGAUCAACACCGGGGAAUCCAGAGCGAGUCAGAGCUUGGGCUGAGACCCUGGCGGACCCAACUUUACACAACACGGAAACCCCGGCAGCUCCGGAGACUUUCCAAAAACACGAGCCUGCGCAUGAGGAUGGUGGGCCGGCCCGAACUAUUGAUGGAACAAUCAUCAAUGCUCUCCAAGAACCUUUAGACCCGGCCAGCACCAAAUCUUCCUCGGAUUUCUCUGCUUUACAGAACCAGCCCUGCCACGAACUCCAGCCUGAAAUUCCAACGACUCGGCCGCGACGUUUGGCUCUGAGCAACAACCAUGCCAUCGACCCGAGCCUGGGCUGA
Messenger RNA from Lasiodiplodia theobromae, 2070 nucleotides. RefSeq lists its product as uncharacterized. NCBI's taxonomy places the organism in Eukaryota, Fungi, Ascomycota, Dothideomycetes, Botryosphaeriales, Botryosphaeriaceae. The transcript has 2 exons. The coding region runs from base 1 to 2070 and encodes 689 amino acids. The record is from RefSeq and is a predicted model, not a curated record.